CACGCCCACGCGACGGAAGAGAACCAAAACAAAACAACGUGAGGAUGCCAGACAGAGCGUUUACAUACAUAGCGAUUGUUAUUUUCAGUUUGUUUAGCAAACACAAUAAAAACUGUCAUAGAUAUUGCUAACCACAGUCUCGUAGUUAUCGUUAGCUAUAUACAGUGCUGAAAGCGACCAAAUAAUGGCAACUGUUGAUUCUCUAGUUAGCAUGUGUGCUUUAACUGUUGCUCAGCGUGCUGAGAAGUAUGACGAGAUCAAUAUUUUGCCUGCUGGCGUUAAAGACAGAUUAUUACGAAUAAUGACGUCUUACGGCACGGUCAGCGACUCCAACAUCAGUCAGCUGCUUCACUCUGGGACUCACACACUGGACCUGCAGAACUGCAGCGUGACCGACACUGCGCUUAAACAGAUUCACUGUCGGCAGCUGAGGACCAUACUGCUAAGAGGAUGUACACAUAUUACAUCUGAGGGUGUAGCAAUUUUGGCAUCCCAGUGCCCUUAUCUUCAAGUAGUUGAUCUCACAGGUUGUACACUUGUGACAGAUUCAGGGAUUCAAGCACUGGCUCGACACUGCAAACAUUUAGAAGUGAUUUCACUCCGUGGCUGCACUGCUGUCAGUGAUGAAACCCUGCUAGAACUGGGAGCAAACUGCAGACUGCUGCAUAGCAUCUAUUUCUCUGGCACAGAGGUAACAGACAAAGGGGUCAUUGGACUUGCAACUGGGGUUUGUUCACACAGCCUAAAGGAGGUACAGAUGGUACGGUGCCGGAAUUUAACCGAUCUGGCCGUGACCGCCGUUGUUGCAAACUGUGCCAACAUCAGAAUUUUCAAUUUCCAUGGAUGUCCCCUCAUUACAGAUAAAUCAAGAGAGGCGCUCCAAAACCUUAUUGGCCCUGACAAGAUCCAACAAGUGUCUUGGACUGUAUACUGAAUCUGAUCUCAAAAAGACAACACAAUUAAUGAUAUAAAAUACGAAAAAAUAUUUCGCUUUCCCAGUUUGUGUAAAAAAUAAUUUAACAUUAUGAAUAUAUUUAUUAUGUAAGAAUGUUUCCAUUUUUUUUAUUUUCAACAGCACUGUACUGUAAUAAAUAUAUAAUAAACAUACAUGUACUAAAAAAAUUA
This is a messenger RNA of Misgurnus anguillicaudatus (oriental weatherfish), 1125 nucleotides long. It is a transcript of the gene amn1, whose product is annotated as antagonist of mitotic exit network 1 homolog (S. cerevisiae). NCBI's taxonomy places the organism in Eukaryota, Metazoa, Chordata, Actinopteri, Cypriniformes, Cobitidae. Gene Ontology annotation, biological process: SCF-dependent proteasomal ubiquitin-dependent protein catabolic process. The record is from RefSeq and is a predicted model, not a curated record. Gene Ontology annotation, cellular component: SCF ubiquitin ligase complex. Gene Ontology annotation, molecular function: protein binding.